AUGGACAAACUCCCGCUACCUCUGUUCAAAUCAAACCUGGAUCGGACAGUAGCUCUUUAUCAUGCAAUCUGCAUAGGAAGCCUAGAUUUGAUCAAACAAAUCACCGACUUGCCUCACCUUAUCGCAGCAAUCGAUGAGUUCAAUAACUUCGGAGAUGACCAUGUCAAAGGUGGUUAUUUUGCCGGGGAUGAGAAGGCAUUUGCAGCAAGCAACUUUGGCGGUUACGUCAGCCCUCUCAUUGUUGCAAUCAAUAAUCGCAAUGUUGAAUCGAAACAUGGAAUGGAAAUUAUUCAAUUUCUUCUGGAUGCUGGUGCAGAUCCAAACACACCGGACCGAUUCCAUCGGAAUUUGCCAUUAUUUGUUGCCGCGAGCAAGGGCGACCAUGAACUUGCGUCUCUACUGCUCGACAACAAAGCUGACCAGUUUAUUUACUCGAUCGAGGGUAGCCUUAUUCUGCGGGAUGGCUCCUUGCGUGAGAGCCAUUGGAAGAAAUGGAAAUUGCUUGUUCCACUUGAUGCUGCUAUGCGAGGAGGCUAUAUUGAGCUAGCGGAGCUCCUUAUCGAACGUGGUGAGCCUUCCACUUAA
Molecule: messenger RNA, 585 nt
Organism: Penicillium canescens
Lineage: Eukaryota; Fungi; Ascomycota; Eurotiomycetes; Eurotiales; Aspergillaceae
Product: ankyrin repeat domain-containing protein
Exons: 2
Coding region: 1-585 (194 amino acids)
Biological process (GO): regulation of barbed-end actin filament capping
Cellular component (GO): nucleus; cytoplasm
Molecular function (GO): protein binding
Source: RefSeq, a predicted model, not a curated record